Messenger RNA from Arachis ipaensis, 1822 nucleotides. RefSeq names its product uric acid degradation bifunctional protein TTL-like. NCBI's taxonomy places the organism in Eukaryota, Viridiplantae, Streptophyta, Magnoliopsida, Fabales, Fabaceae. The record is from RefSeq and is a predicted model, not a curated record.
UGGUAUCAUUUAUACAUUUACAUAUUCAAAUGAUGUCAUAUUGUUUGUAUCCCAAGAUCAUGAAACUUGUAAUUUAUCAACUGCCAGGUUCCAUUGGGAAGCACCAUGCACCCGAACGAAUUGCAGUGGCUUGCAUGUGGGCCCAAUGUUCAAGUUAGCCGCUAUACAUCUUACAACGUAAAUGGAUUUAAAUUCAGAACCCUCUCGAGAGAGGAAGGGUUGAAAACCCAAAAUAGUGGGGUGUAUGUCACUUCUGACACUAGGAGUUAUGCAAGCAAGCGCGACAGUAAUGUUGCUGUUGGUGGCGUCUCGUAUUACGAAAAACUAGUGGACAUCAUUGAGUUAAAUUACAGCGGUCAAUUCACAGUCGUCUUGUUUAAAUGUAUCUGAGCAAACACCACCUCUGGCAGAGGCAUAAAACAAGACUCUAUGGGGCACACAGUGGUUAACUUCUCUCAUCCAAUUCAUACCGGUGAUCAGGAAGAUGACGAACCGUACAUUCUUGCAUCCGAGGCUCACCUUGUAUACUAUGUGGAGGAUGAUGCUGAUAAAGAAUGGAGUGUGGUAAUCCAUGUGAACCCAAGGGACAUGUUUGAAAUGGGUGAAGACAUAGGAUAGUGUCAGUUCGAACUUUCUCCCCAACCGACUCUACCUGGCUUGGCUGAGUUUGACGUCGAAGGUUUGUCAUUGAGACGGGACGACGAUUUAGAGGAACCAACCACUGAUGCCAUCGAUAAUUGCGAAGAGGCUGCCUAUGUAUAGAUGUCUUUAGAUACUAAUUUAGGACAUGUGCAAUAUUAUUCUGUGCAUAGCACUGUUGAGGGUUAUAAACUUGCAUAAUUAUUAAUUAGCAACGAGCAUACAAUAGAUAUUAGACCAUGGAAACACUUGAUGUAUACUGCUCAUUAUUUACAAUUAAUCCACCUGGAGAUUGUGAUUUUAUUAUCAUAUUUUGUCCUGAAGUUAUGUAAUUUGGUAGCAUGUUACUAGAUUGUAAUUGACGUUGUAUUAUGACUGACAUGAUCGAAGUUACCAGGGAAAUUGGAAGAGAUGGACCUUUUUCUUUGUGCCUCUAGAAUCUUAUUUUGCAAGGUGAUGAUUGAAGCCUCCUCGUUCUCUUCGCUAGAGCACGCAACAUCAUUCGCAAGAGAACCGUGGUUCAACAUGUUGCCAAUUCAGUCUUGGCUGAAUACAUUCUCAGCACACAGGCACAUAGGUGAUGAUGUUACUAUUGCGCAUGGAGAUAUUAGGACGGGAUUGCUUCAAUUCGCAACAAAGUACCGCAAGAAAUUCGGCUUCGGGUUCGUCACUAGCACGAACCUGUUCCUUUUGCAACAAAUGCUGGAGGAGGUGCAGGCACGCUAUCAGAAUAGUCUGCAGGUUAAACUUGAUAUUGCAUCUCGGGAGGAAUUCACUCUUAUAGAAAGAGGUCUUACGAAACUUUAGAAACGUUUGGCUCGGGAAAAGACUCAAGAAGUACCGGAAGAGACAGGCAAGAUAGUUCAAGAUUCAAUGUUCGAAGAAGACGUUAUGCUAGAUAGUUCUGAUGAGGUUGUCUCUAAAGGACAACAACCUUCCAUCAUAACCUUUGACCUCAAUAAAACUCCAGAGGAGAAUGAUAUCUGUUGACUCAACGCUUUAUUAUUAGUCUGGCUUAUCUUAUGAAAUAUUGGGACUAAAUUGAACAAUGUGACUGUUUGUGUUUUUUCCUUUGGAUAUUGAAUUUGAUGAAGUAGCUAUGAAUUUGGAGGAGAUUAAUCUCAAAUUAGUAUAUAAUUCUUGAAUUAAUUUAUAUUGUGACUUGUUGGAUUAAUGGUUCGUA